This is a messenger RNA of Spodoptera exigua (beet armyworm), 660 nucleotides long. Lineage: Eukaryota; Metazoa; Arthropoda; Insecta; Lepidoptera; Noctuidae. The record is from the annotation of a GenBank genome assembly.
AUGCUCAGAUACUCAAGUCACCUGCCGUCAAAAGUGGCUAUAGACCGACUCCAGACUAGAUUUCAUUGCUGUGGCCGAGUAAAUUUCCAGGAGUGGUUCUAUAUUCCCUGGUACAUGAACGAGGAAAAUGUUGAUUCAAAGAGUUUUUCAAACCACAAGUUCGUAUCGGACAACGUCCCGUACAGCUGCUGCUCGACAGAAGAACUCUACCCCUGCAUACAUCAUGGUGUUACACAAAUGGGCACCAUUUACAAAUACAAUCCUGCGACACAAUUAACGAUAUGGGACGCAGGUUGUGAGGAGAAACUGAUCAGCGAAAUGAUGACGGUGUCGUGGCGGUUCAACGCUGUCAUGGCGCUUAUUAUUAUGGCAAUGAUAAUACAAGUGAUCGCAGUACGCUACCUCCACACAGCUUACAGAAGCGGUUUGCACGUUGGCAACCAGAUCACUUGCAAAGCAUACCUUUUACGCUCUUUAACAGACACCGAACCUCUAAAGGAUCAAUCUAGAAAGAAAGUAUUCAAAAAGAGAAGAAUUCGACAAGCUAGAACUUUGCAUUGGGUAUCCGUGUCGUAUAGGCGAGGAAAGAAAAGAUAUUUGACGUCAUCAGCAUCCGAUGUUAAUAGCUCUGAUGAAUUGUUGAAGCCGAUUUACGAAUAG